AUGUCCCAGAGCCCCCACACAGACGAAUCGAUGGAGACAGAAGAGGGAGACACCCCAGCAGAAGUGGGGCGCGACGUGGGGUGUGUAGUGGGGCAUGCCGUGCCUGUGAACGGGGAUGGAGAAAAGGGGGAGUCGGCGGAGGGAAGCGGGAUUGGUGCUAUUGAAGGGUUUUUCCAGGUUAAUCAGAUCAACCCCAUUGAUGAUGUAAGCGUUAUUGCGAGCCCAGGAAGCAUCUCCCAUGGAGAGGAGAAAAUCGGGGAAAAUGACAUUUCCCACACGGGAGGAAUAAAAAUUGGCAUCAACAAGAAGGACUACGAUUUGUACAUUAGCCAGUUGAAGGAUAAAUGUGGAGAGGAUGUAGCAAAAAUUAAUGGAGAUGAAAUAAGAAGCAAGGAUGAAGGUAGAAACAAUGAAUGUGAUUCAUACUAUUAUGAUGAAAAGCACUUGGAUGGAAACACCACGGUGUUUUUGGAUGAUGGAGACGCAUGUAACAAAAGAACAAUGCACACCAUUAUAAGUAGAAUGGAUAGCGAUAUCACCAACACAGAGGAUGCAUUGAGCAAAAUAAACGACAACAGUACCACGUAUAUGAGCAAUGAAAACAAUAUAUGCCUUGUGAAUAAUGAAGGAGAUAUUUCUGAUGACAACAAUUUCAACUCUAAUUUCCAAUUAGAUGAGGUGGUGGAAUCUACCGAUAAGAUGACAUAUUUAGAGAAUUGCGAGCACGUUAAUAUUUUAAAAAAUGGGGAAACAGAUCAAGUCGAGUUCAAGAAUAGAGGGGAGUGCAAGUCUUCCGAGGAAAGCGCCUUCCACGAGGGUGUAAGCGAGCAUAGACAUGACGACUUAAUGCAAGAACAUUUCACUAACGUAGUUAACAAUGCAAUGCGUUUAAACAUCGCUCAAACUUUUGGAGGAAGUGAAGAACAGAACGAAGAGAACAAAUUGUCGAACCGAUCGAACCCAAUUUUUUGGGAUUCGGUCCACCUGAACAAGCUACAACAGGUACUGCACAACAAUUACGCUUUCAUGGACAAUGAAGGAAUAACAAAAAAAUUAAGUAAUUUUUACAGUAAAAUUCAGAAUGACGGAGAGGCGAUCUCUGGAGGGGAUUCACUCUACCCAUUAGAUGGCCAAGUAGGAAUCCAAUCAGAGUUGAAUCUACAGGAUAAGGAGGCAUUGUUUGCAAGUACUCAGUUGUAUGAACAGAAAAAUAUUCAUCAGAGUGGCCUUUCAGGAGGAGACCAUUUGUACCUUGCAGGCGCAGACAAACAGGAAGAGGAAAAGGGAGAAGGAUCUGAACGAUCAAGUCAUCACCUCAGGAAAGAAACUACAAAUAACGGGAAGAAUAACAAAGAAGACGAACUACGUAAUGAUAGAGAGGAUAGAGAAUUUCUGUUCCAAGAAAAACAACAAAAUAAUGUUACCAUCCGUAGUAAUUAUAAUGAUCUAUGUGACGAGAGCCAGAAAGAUAUUACUGAGGAGUGUCUACGCAUGAGUUGUGGGGAGAAGAAAGAUCCCAGCGAGUACAGAAGUUGUGGGAACAUGGCUUGGUCGAAUGGAGAAGCACUGUCGUCGAAUGGAGAAGCAUUGUCGUCGAAUGUAGCGUUGAACAGCUUUGGAGAGAAAGAGGUAAGGAAGGAGGGCUGUCAGGAGGUAAGCCAACCACAGGAAGGUGUGCAAAGAGAUGAAAUGUACAACCAAACUUUUGUAACCGCCAAGAAAGUGGGCAGACGGGUAGGAAGAAAGAGUAAAAGUAAUGCCAAUAAGUCGUCUGUAGAUUUGAACGGUGGUGUAAAGCGGAAGGCACGAAUCAGUUUGAGGUCCUCUGAUGGGUGUGAGGUCGAUGCUGCAGGGGAUUGCGCAUCGAAUUUUGCAUCGAAUUUUGCAUCGGAGGAAGAUCACAUGGAUGAUCGAAACCAUGAUUGCUCAAAAGAGAACGGAGAGGAAGAACAAUCAAAUGGUAAUGAGAGAGAGGAGGGAAAACAUGGAAGUGCGAAUGAGAGCUACGCAAGGAGACCCCUCAGAAAUGCAGCGAAGAAAUGCAUUCACUUGUGGUCGGAGGAGCUAAAAAAGAAAAGCGAAAAACAUAGUGCCACAUUGGAGAGGAACAAAAAUAUGAACGAACAAAGGAAGGAAGAAAAAGGCCUUCGGAGAAAGGAGAAGGUAAUAAAGAAUGGAUCUAAGGUAAUUCUCAGGGGAGGAUUGGCGAAAGGAUACGGUGGAAGAGGUUGGGCAAGAGUGGAAGCCAAAAGGGAGAUGAAGUUUGAUCAGGAAGAUGCGAAGGGGAUUGAUCCUGCGGAGGAAGACGUUAUUAGGAAGGAAGAAGUAAAGUAUGAACAGGAGGAAGAAAUAGAAGAAGGAGUCGACGGUGGGGAAGGCGUCGAUGGAGUGAAUGGCACGAACGGAACAAAUGGAACAAACAGAAUGAACGGAACGAGCGGAAAAGUAAACUGUGAAGGACAGGAAGGUACUCAUCGACGGGCAAGGGGGCGACCACCCCAGCGAGUAGGCAGCCACACGGAACCGAAGGUACGAGAAAGGAUCCAAGGAAAUGAAGCUUACGGGAGUGGCCAUAUAGAGUCAAACCAACUAGGUAAUGAUACCAACGAAAGAGGAACAAAAGGAGGAAGGAAAAAAAACGACUUGUCCACCUUAGGACUUGAUCAGGAAAACAUUCCGAUCCUUUUUAAUGAUUCUAUGGAUGAGAGAGAAAUGUUUAAAUAUCUAGACCUGUUGCGACACUUACCAAGUAAGAAAGGAGGUGCACAAUAUAAGCUGCACAAGGCUAUAUUAACAGAGGAAAUGGUUCGAAGGGCAAAAAAAUUUCCACUUGUUCAGGGAGUAUACUUUGAUAGAUAUCAGCAAAGAUGGAGUGUGAACUGGAAUGAGGAUGGAAAGAGAGUGGCGAAAUAUUUUCCCAUUAAAUUAUUUGGGUUCGACUAUGCGCGCAGAUUAGCCAUUUAUUGUAAAAACUAUCAGAAGAUCCCUGAGGAGGCACUCAUAUUUGAGCAAGCCUAUCGGGCAAAUCAGCAGAAUAACAAACACAGAAAUGAUCAUUCGGAAGUAAUCAACGGGGUAACCGGAGGGGUUGGCAAUGUUGGGAUUAACGAGAUUGGGAGUGGAGACGGGAGCAUGAACGGAGGGGGAAAGCUUAGACGGGGAGGACCAAGAAGAGGAUACAAAAAGAGGGGUCUCCGAAAACAGGAGAAUUCGAAUGAAGACAAACCCAAUAACGGUUAUGGGAAGAGGAGAAAAAAUAUUAGCAACUAUCAAUGUGGGGAAUUGGACAACACAAUGAAUGCGGUUCCGGGGGAUAACGAAGGCUCCAACCGGGGCCCAGGACAGAUAUCGCCCGGGAGUAGCUAUCCCCUGUGUAGCAAUUACUCAGGUAGCGCCAAUAGCGGUGUCAGCAGUGGCACGAAUAGUAGUGAGAAGAGGAGUUCCAAUUACAAAAGCGAUGGAGGCGGGAAGGAGAUGGAGCGCAGUAUAUUUCCCAAGGUGCCUCCCUACUUUCCCGGAGGGAGCUUGCCCGGUUCGCAGAGCGUCGGGGAGAAAUACCCCGGCGGGUUGAAUCAUCCUCACAGUCACCACGGUUUGCACAAUCAUCACGACCUUCAUACCAUCUGGGGAGGCCUUGGAAACAUGAACACAUCAUCUGCGGGGAAUGAUGGUGGUGAGGACAAGCAGUAUGUGCAAGGGUACCUUUUCGAGGGCGACUCCCUCCUAUGCGACUUAGAUGGUGAGAUCGCCAAGCAGGGACAUCAAAAAAGAGAUCAUCCAGGUAGCGAUCAUCCAAAUAUUGAUCAUCCAAAUAGCAGCUGCCCUAGUGGCGGUCCUUUUGGUAGUACCCAGAACGAAGCAGGACAAGGACCGAAUAGUGUGAACCCCAGCAUUAUCCACGUGGAAGAAGAACAGAAGAAUAUCAGAGGUAUCGAUGGGAGUAUUGAUCGAACCGAUGUGGAGAACAUGAUGCUCAUGAGACAAAGGAUGAUAAUUUCUGAUGAGGGGAGAGCAACGAAUUCGAACAAGUACAUUCCUUUUGGAAGUAACAGCAUGGGAGGAUUCCCCGUUGCACAGUCGAGCAAGGAGAUGAGACGCCUCGGAGGGGGAGAGACUCAUUUGGAUGGAGAGAACAAGAGUAGUUAUAUGCAUAACAUGGUUGCUAGCACAGGUGAUAAGGUAGGUGAUAAGGUAGGUGAUAAGGUGGGUGAUAAGGUAGGUGAUAAGGUAGGUGAUAAGGUAGGUGGUAACGUAGGUGGUAACGUAAGUUGUGUAAAGGGCAACGGUCUGUUACCCAUGUCGACCCAGUCUAAUCAACCCAGUGGUGUAAUCCAUGCCAUGGAAAAUGGUAGGGAAUUGAGUAGUAAUAAUUUGCCCCACAUGAUGAUGAUGAAAAACUCGACUGUACAGACUGAAGAAAAAAGAAGAGGAAGAAAAAAAGGAGAAUCAAAGAAGAACCAUUUUGUAUGCACAUCGACAGGGACAUCUUCCUUUAAAUCAUCAUCUUCUCACAUUUCAUCCACCUCGUCCUGCUAUAAAAAUAUGGAAAUGUAUUUGUCGUCUAAUGGGCCUUUCCAUGACAUGGGUGAGGCGCACAGAUGGAAAAAAGGAGAAACUGCCACGGGUACAGGUGAUAUACCAGACACGGUAGAUGUAGCUGAUUCUGCACGUAUCUCCAUUAACAAUGAUGAGAAGGGUAGUUACUAUAUAACUAAUAAGGAGACAGGAAAGAGAAAUGAGCGAACCAUUAAGGAGGAUCAGGAGGAUAAGGUUAGCAGAAUCAACAUGGUGGAAAACAAGGGUGAUGAUAAUAGUGAGAGGUAUUACCUACAUGGGGGGGGCGAGAAAGUCAACGAUGGAAGCGAUGGAAGAGAAGAUGAUGAUAAUGACGAUGAUAGUGAUGACGAAGCAGAUGUAGAAGGAGGAGAGGUUAACCCCCAUGAAUACGUUCCAAGAGGGAGAAGCAUAAUCUCUAAUGUGGAUCCUUCAAUGGAAAGACACAUAAUUGGACAUGCAGUUAGAAAUAUAAUACCGAAUGAAGAGAAGAACCAGAAGGGGGUAACAACCCAUUUGAGCUCUGUUGAUGAUGUGCCGCAAAUGGGUGGUGACGAUUUAGGAAGAAACGCAUCAUCUCAUGAUGUAGUCAAAAGGAUAGUGGUCGAUGGAGAUCAGACGAAAGCACAAAUAGAAAAUGAUGGAAACAAGAUGGAAGAUAUAAUGAACAUAAACAAGUACAGCGAAAUAGUGAAUAGACUGGAUAAUUACAACCUCAUGAGUAGAAUGGGGCAGAUGGGAGUAAAGAGGGAGAAGGAGUUGAUUCACUUGGGGGGGAUAAAUUUGAAGAGGGAGAACACAGAAUGUGCGAGUAAGGAGAGUAUGAGAGAGGAAGUUGCACCAGAGGAGGAAGACAACGUAGGCGAUGUACCAAUUGAGGGAGUCGCCCCUAACUCUGAUAUUAUGAACGAGGGGGAAAUUGCCAAUGAGGAUAUGAUCAACGGGGGAGACCUCGCCCAGGAGAAUAACCCAGAGGAUAUAAACUCUAGAAUAGUGGGAGUACAUUACGACAGAAAGCAGUACAGGUGGAAGGCUACAUGGUACACAUCACACGGAAGAAGGUGCGCAAAGUAUUACCCUAUAAAACAGUAUGGCUAUUUGGAAGCGAAAAAAAUGGCCAUAGAAUGUAGGAGAGCAUACAACGCCUACAAGAAAUUAAAGAAGGAUCCAGAAAAUGGUAUCGAAGAAGGAGAGUUCAAUUUUGAAAGUAGUAUUUUUCCCAAGGAAUAUUAUAUAACUCUAUUCGAAAAUGAUGAAAAGAAGGAUGGCUAUUUUUGGAACCCUAAAAAGAACAAAAAGACGGGUAAGAAGAACCCGUUUUUAGACAACAACGAGAAACAGAGAAGACACUACAAUGAGGCGUUGAAAAAAAUUACUAAUAUCAAGUAUAAAGAGCUUUCUCAAUUGAAUGAAUUUAUGCUCAGGAAGAAUGACGGAGAAACAUCUACGUAUGCGUCCAUGGCGAUGGUUGUAGACCCUGUGGAGGGUUCCAAUGUGUUCGGGCUUCCACAACAUCAGCAGGUGGAGGAAGAGGAGGAGUAUUCUUGUGCGCAGUUGGAAAUGGGGGUGUACGAAGGUGGAGAGUUUCAGGAAUCUGCAGGGCCCUGUACAAUGACAACUCCAGCUGCAGAUUCUAGUGUACCCAUUUCCGGGAGAAAUGUGGAUGGUGGCACCAUUCCCAUCUUGGAGAAUGAAGAAAAAGAGGAAUGGAGCACUUUACAAGGAGUAUACAAUGAGGGCGGAAUUUUCCAGGACAGUUGUUCAAAUGUGAUGAAUGGAGAAGGAGAAAAUGCCACCUCAAGCGGAUACUCUGCUCAAAACGUGUCCUCCCUCCUUUCGUUGUACUACCUCUCCGAAAACAUCUUCAAGUUCCAGAAAGGAACCAUCAAAUGUAUUCUACAAGACUUGAGGGAUAAUUGUCUGUCUAAUUUGGCCUACGACAUUAAGAACAUAACUUUCCAGGAGUAUUACAUGGCCAUACAUUACCUGAACAGGUAUGUGGAAGACUCCAACUGCUACGAUGACAUUUUAUUUCUCUUAAAGAUUUUAGCAAAAAAUUUAGAAAUACGCAAGAUACCUAGUUUGUACAAUGAAGAGGAGCAGAAGGAGUUACUAAACUCGUUAACCGUUAUUACGAAGCAGAUGAAAAGCGGGUAUUCGUAUUUCACCCCCGAGCCUGUGAGAAGUGCCAGUGAGGGGGGGGAGGGAGGAACAGCUGGUAUGUCCCCAUCCGACCGGUUUUCCUCCGUCAUAUUUCAGUAG
Plasmodium knowlesi strain H is the source of this 6816-nucleotide messenger RNA. RefSeq names its product AP2 domain transcription factor AP2-O2, putative. Gene Ontology annotation, molecular function: DNA-binding transcription factor activity. The coding region runs from base 1 to 6816 and encodes 2271 amino acids. The transcript has a single exon. The record is from RefSeq and is a predicted model, not a curated record. Gene Ontology annotation, biological process: regulation of DNA-templated transcription. NCBI's taxonomy places the organism in Eukaryota, Apicomplexa, Aconoidasida, Haemosporida, Plasmodiidae.